CCAAUUCUGUUGCCAAGAGAGACCGUUAGUGAGUACUGGGCCCUCCGGCCCUGGGCCGGUGGAUUGGUGUACGGAGGAUUCAGAUCGGACUGGGCCUUCGAAGAGGCGAACCCAAGAAAGAGGAUGUCAGCAGCAAGGAAAGCCAGCUUGUUAAAUGCCAGCCACUUCGCUAAUGAUUUUUUUUAUGAUUCCAGCGAUGUUUCCAUAGAAGAUAUGAGGAUGAAAGAAACUCAGAAUAGAAUCCUCAAAAGUGAAGGCCUUGCUAAGACACCAUUUAGCCAAAGCAGAUUCCUAAAAAGGAAGCAAAAUGCUGAUGAAAACCAAUUUUUCUUCAAGGGUAGUAAUGUAAGGGAGAUGGGGAGUAGGACCUCUUUAAGCAGAUCACUGACUACUGCCUCCAAGAUCAGGGCUAAUGCGGCUUUGAUGAAACUAGCACAAAUAGAAACUAAAAUCAUGAGCCGAAAACUGCAGGUUGAUUCGUCUGACACUGAUACGGAUGGGAAGAGUGCUGAUGAUAUUUCUUUGAAUCAGAGGGUUGAUGCCUUUUCUCUGAAGAAUGUAAGUGAUGUUCCCUGGCAAUGCAGGGAUAAAUUUCCCAUUGCUGGUAGCAAUGAAAGAGGGAGUCGGUUUCUGAAGAAGAAAGGUCCAACCGUUGAAAAUAUAGCCAGUACAGCACAGGUUGGAAAUGUCAAGAGUUCUCGACCACCAAAACAGAAAAAGCCAGCUGGAAAGCUGGUUUCUCUGGAUAGUGAUGAAGAGGAAAUGAAAUUGUUGCUGGGAAACUUCGUGAAGCCUUUCAGUGACAAAGAGAUACCUAAGAAUGCUGUUCUUAUGAACGCUAAACUUAAGGAGGAUGAAUAUAAGGCACUCUCUAUGGAUGAGAUUCUGAGUCCACCAGGUCCACUUUCUCCACCCAGUGAAGAAUUUUCCAGUCUCAAGCUUUUUCGAACAUUAUGCCUGCCUGAGGAAAGCUGUCAAGAAACAGCCUCCCAUGAUAGCCCUUCAAGACCUCCUUCCCCACAGAGUGGCUUUUCAGCUAACAAAACUUCAAGAUCACCAUCACUUUCAAUAAUGCAUUAUUUUUCAAGGCCAACCUCCCCUAAAAUGGAACAUAUAAAGCUAGCAUUCUCACCUGAGAAGACUGAAAUUGGAUCAUUGGAUGAGUUGUUCUCUGAAGCAUCCAGUGAUAGCUUAAAUGAUUUUAAAAUAAAUAUUUUAUCCCUUGAUGAUUUGGCUCCAGAUGAUGUCAGUGAGAAAGCAGAACUCAGACAAAAAGAAGAAGAUCAUAGAAUAAAACAGUCAAGCAAGGAAUUAAAAACAGAUGUGUCAGUUGUAAAAAAUAUACAAAGAAGAAAUGCCAAAGAGAUGAGCCCAGAGACAAGUGUGAACAUUACUUCUAUUGAAACUGAAGAGGAAAGUCACACUGCAAGUGAAAUAUGUGAGGAUGUGAAUGAGGAGUCUGUCACCUUUUCGAGAGAGGAAAGUAUUUCCAGCAGGAGGUCACCAUCUCCUAAACCUCAGGAGAGUACUAUAAACUCAGUGUAUUCUGAAGAUUUUGAAAAAUCUCCAAGUUCAACAGUAUCUGGGCAGACAGCCUACUCCCAAGAGUCAUUAGACAAGACACUGGAGUCUUUGUCUGAGAGCCCUUCAUAUUCUCAAAGAGACCUUCCCACAGAGUCAGGAGAGCCUGGUCAAAAAUGGAGUGAGAAUGUAAGAAGACUCUUAGUGAAAGAAGUGGCUGUUCAGACUUACGAUCCUGCAUUCACCUACAGCUGGACAAAGGAGAGCAUGGCGACCAUUGGCCCAAGUCUCGGGAGAGGUUAUGUGGAUCCUGAACCUAUUGCCAGUCAUGUGAUUAGUGCAGAUGCACUAGAAGCUCUGACAGCCUACAGUCCCGCAGCCUUUGCUUUGAAUGAUAUGUUAAAACAGCAGCUGACAUUGACAAAGCAGUUUAUGGAAACCAGCCGGUAUCUGCAUUUUUCUCUCCUGAAGUCCCUGGAAGAUGACACAUUCCAUUACCAUACAUUGGAAGAAGUUAAAGAGUAUAUUAGGAAGCACAAGUCACCACCACUGACAAUUGAGAAAGCUUUGGAGGAAGUUGUGAAGGAAAUGUCAGAUCACUGAAUUGAAUCCAGAUUUGCUUCCAAUAUAGAAAAGCGCCAGAAGAUUAUGAUCUACACAGAAACAGUCUGCCAGCAGGUCAUUCAAAAGGGAAGAGUAAUCUUACGGGGGAGUAGGACUCCGAGAUCGGGAUCGGCGCCUCCUUCCUGGGGAGUAAGACUUCGACCUGGACCUGGACCUGGACCGUGAUCUGCUGCGUGAGGAACGGGACCGGCUUCUGCUCCUGUAUCACAAGAGUGUCUAAAUUCAGUUACUCUUUCCUCUAGAAAAAGUGAAUGUGAACAUCCAGCCUUGCAAAUCAUGAAGGGGCUCUACUUCAUGAAGAAAGUCCCAGUUCUGACCUACCUAGACCGAGAGCGUGAAUAGGAUCGAGAACAGGAGCGAGACCGUGACCUUGAGUAUGAACCAGAUGAUUUGGAAGAUCUUGAAUUGGAUCGUGAAGAAGAACGACCUCUACUUUUAGACCUGCUACGGGAUCUAGAAGGUCCACUGCAAAGAGAAUUUUUAGUGAGCAAAAUAUUCUGACAGUUCUAAUAUAUCUAUGCAGCCACACCCACAAAAUACAAAUGUUUAAACUUGCCCUAAAUUAAACAUCGCCAGAAAACUAGUGACAUCUCACCUCUGAAGGAAAAAAAAAAAACAGGAGACAUUUUCAUCCAGUCUUGAUGAACCUGAAUAAACAAAUCUGAAUAGAGGCCCUAGUGAUGCUAAAAUAAACAACCUAUUUCUAAACCCAAAUUGCUUCUUUCUUCGUACUUUAGACUCUAUAAGUAAAUCAAUUUCCCAAAGACAAUAUGGAGGCUGUAGCUUCAGCAUCUAGAAGCAACACUACUACUUUGUGAUUUUAAGAAUCUGCAAAAAAAUGCAAAUGUUGAUUUUUUUCCCUAAAUAUUAACACAACAAGUAGUCACAAUUCAGCCCGAUCUAUUAUUGUUGAAGGUAGCUUAAGAAAAAUAAGGCAUACAUUCUAUUGUAUCAGCAAGCCCAUUACAAGAGAAAAAUGGUACUGACCUUGGUAUUAUUAUUUUAAAUAUGUUGAUGGACCCAAGGAGUACCAUUUGUUUGAACAUACGAUUCAAGGCAUCAGAAAUUUAAAAAAAAAAAAAUUUGUCUUAAGUUCUCACCUGUUUCUCUUUUCCUGCCCUUUUCUCCUCCUGGCUCUCAUUUUUGCUCUGAAGAACUCAUACAGCCCAUUCUGUUCCCAGCCUUCACUGUAAGACAUGUAUGUUUUCCUGAACAACUAAUUCCAAGCAUCUCUUCUUCAGAUGCCAUAUUUAAAAAAAAAACAAGCUUACGGAAUGGGUAUGCAAAAUCUGAAUCAGAAGUCCCCAACACCCUAGGCCAUGCCAUAUUAUCAUUCCUAGCAGCCCCAAAGAAAAUCUCUAACAGAAACUUCUACCAUAUUGUAGUCUGAUGAGGAACUAGACACUCUUUGCUUCAAAUACUCUCUUAGCAAGUGACUGCAGUAUCAAAUAACUCCUAAUUUUUAACAUUCAAAGCAUUAUUCAUCUUUUCUCUCAUUACAAUGAGAGAACAAAUUAAAUCCAGUUCAACCAACUAUGAAGUGACAGUAUUGUAUGGACUCUUUGGAUACAAGGAUCAAACUAUACUCAAGCAGAAUGCUCAGAACAGCAAGAGAGAUUCAGAAGGGAGGGAUUUAUUUUUCUCUUGAAUAAGGAAAGAUUUCCUGUAGAACAUAGGACGUGAGCUAGGCUUCAAUGGAAAAUUCCAUUUUGAAGCAUGGUGGACAGCAAAUGCAAAUCCAAGGUAGGGUAAAGCAGAAAGAUUGGAAAUAAUGAAUAAUCCAUUGGGUGAAUAGAAGAAUGAAAAGAUUAGGGAAAACCAUUGGAGUUUCAGCUUAGUUUAACAGGUGUGGGGGAUUGUGUGAAGGGUUAAAUGCUUUUAUACCUGGGGCUCAGACCUGGCUGAAUUAAACCUCUCUCUUUUG
This is a messenger RNA of Trichosurus vulpecula (common brushtail), 4069 nucleotides long. RefSeq names its product chromosome 1 C19orf44 homolog (gene C1H19orf44). The transcript is spliced from 9 exons. The record is from RefSeq and is a predicted model, not a curated record. Bases 124 to 2124 code for a protein of 666 amino acids. Lineage: Eukaryota; Metazoa; Chordata; Mammalia; Diprotodontia; Phalangeridae.